Messenger RNA from Sorex fumeus (smoky shrew), 887 nucleotides. RefSeq names its product thioredoxin like 4B (gene TXNL4B). The transcript is spliced from 4 exons. Gene Ontology annotation, cellular component: U4/U6 x U5 tri-snRNP complex; U5 snRNP; spliceosomal complex. NCBI's taxonomy places the organism in Eukaryota, Metazoa, Chordata, Mammalia, Eulipotyphla, Soricidae. Gene Ontology annotation, biological process: mRNA splicing, via spliceosome. Bases 119 to 568 code for a protein of 149 amino acids. The record is from RefSeq and is a predicted model, not a curated record.
GCCCCGUUAGUGAGUGUUGCUAGGCGACCGCCUGCGGGGUCCCUGGGAAUCCGGAGCCUGCAGGAUUGGGUCGAGGGAAGGCACGGCCGAGAGCGGGACAGCAAGGCUUUACUUCAAGAUGAGCUUCCUUUUGCCCAAACUGACUAGCAAAAAGGAAGUUGACCAGGCAAUAAAAUGCACUGCGGAGAAGGUGUUGGUGCUCAGGUUUGGGAGAGAUGAGGAUCCUGUCUGUCUGCAACUGGAUGAUAUUCUCGCAAAGACCGCUGCUGACCUGAGUAAAAUGGCCGCUGUCUACCUGGUGGACGUGGACCGAACUCCAGUUUACACACACUACUUUGACAUCAGUUAUAUCCCCUCCACGGUGUUCUUCUUCAACGGGCAGCACAUGAAAGUCGAUUAUGGGUCUCCGGAUCACACCAAGUUUGUGGGAAGUUUCAAAACCAAACAAGAUUUCAUAGAUUUGAUAGAAGUAAUUUACCGAGGAGCAAUGAGAGGGAAACUUAUUGUCCAGAGUCCAAUCGAUCCCAAGAAUAUCCCCAAGUAUGAUCUUCUCUAUCAAGACAUUUAGCACAGUCACUGAUGGCAGAGUUGAUGGGAAGGUGCCUGUGGAAGCCACUCUGAAUGCAGCCGGCCUGGGCGCUGGCAGCCUGUGGAAACGUGCCCAGUGCCCCCUCGAGGGAGAAGUGGACUGGCAUGGGAAACAGGCCCACAGUGGAAGGCUGGGCCAGCUGGCUGGGAGCCCACACUGCAGCGCUCCCGGUGCAGGCCUUGGGUAGCAGGUCAGUCUCUGUUUGGACUUCUCUGUUUGCUUGUCUGUAGGCCCUAAGACACAGAGUCCUCCGCAGCAAGGUUAUCUGAUACACAAAUAAAAAGGAAAGUUGAUUCUU